Molecule: messenger RNA, 1704 nt
Organism: Plenodomus lingam JN3
Lineage: Eukaryota; Fungi; Ascomycota; Dothideomycetes; Pleosporales; Leptosphaeriaceae
Biological process (GO): fumarate metabolic process; tricarboxylic acid cycle; malate metabolic process
Cellular component (GO): tricarboxylic acid cycle heteromeric enzyme complex; mitochondrion
Molecular function (GO): fumarate hydratase activity
Source: RefSeq, a predicted model, not a curated record
AUGCGCCGUGUUCCCCUUCAUCCUCCUCCUUCUCCUCCUUCUCCUCCUCUUGCCUUCGCCUACAUCCAUUUCCCACCCGCUGCCAUGUUUCGCACUGCUCGAACCAAGCUCCGUCCUGCCGAGGCCGGCGCAAUGCGCUCACUCGCACAUGCAAAGACGAGCCCCUCCUUCGUCAUCAGUGCCCGCAAUCCUCGUCCUCUCUCCACCAUCACCCGCCAGCCCGUCACAUACACGCCUCUGAAGACCCAGACCUUCUUCCAGCGCCGCGCCUUCAGUGCCACCAGCAGCAUCAUGGCCAACACCCGCACCGAGACGGAUGCCUUUGGCCAAGUUCAAGUCCGCGCAGACCGGUACUGGGGAGCCCAGACGGAGCGCUCUCUGGAGAACUUCAAGAUCAAUCAGCCCCAGGACCGCAUGCCCCCGCCGAUUGUGCGCGCCUUUGGCAUCUUGAAGGGCGCGGCUGCCACAGUCAACAUGAAGUACGGCCUGGAUCCCAAGAUUGGCAAGGCGAUUCAGCAGGCGGCUGAGGAAGUCGCCUCCCUCAAGCUCAUCGACCACUUCCCUCUCGUCGUCUGGCAGACGGGCUCAGGCACACAGUCCAACAUGAACGCAAACGAGGUCAUCUCCAACCGUGCCAUUGAGAUUCUGGGGGGCACCAUGGGCAGCAAGAAGCCUGUCCACCCCAACGACCAUGUCAACAUGUCUGCCUCCUCCAACGACACCUUUCCUACCGUCAUGCACAUCGCCGCUGUUCUCGACUUUGAGGAGUCCCUCCUCCCAGCCCUUGCUAGCCUGCGCGACGCACUCAAGAAGAAGAGCCAGCAGUGGGAGAACUUGAUCAAGAUUGGCAGGACUCACUUGCAAGACGCGACGCCCCUGACGCUCGGUCAAGAGUUCUCUGGCUACGUCCAACAGCUCGACUUUGGCAUAGAGCGCAUCAAGAGCUCGCUUCCCCGCCUCAAGAUGCUCGCUCAGGGUGGCACAGCCGUUGGGACGGGUAUCAACACGUUCAAGGGCUUUGCCGAGGACAUUGCAUCCGAGGUUAGCAAGAUGACUGGCCAUGACUUCGUCACGGCCCCGAACAAGUUCGAAGCCCUGGCAGCUCACGAUGCAAUCGUCGAGGCUCACGGCCAGCUCAACACCCUCGCCACUUCCCUCUUCAAGAUUGCACAGGAUAUCCGCUUCCUCGGCUCCGGUCCACGCUGUGGUCUUGGUGAGCUCAAGCUCCCCGAGAACGAGCCCGGGUCGUCCAUCAUGCCCGGCAAGGUCAACCCCACUCAAUGCGAAUCCCUGACCAUGGUUUGCGCUCAGGUCUUUGGAAACCAGGCUGCCACCACCUUUGCCGGUUCCCAGGGUAACUUUGAGCUCAAUGUCUUCAAACCGGUCAUGAUCCGCAAUCUGCUGCACAGCUCGCGUCUGCUUGCAGAUGCCAUGACUAGCUUCGAGAAGAACCUCGUUGCUGGUUUGGAUGCGGAUGAGAAGCGCAUUAGCUCCAUCAUGAAUGAGAGUCUUAUGCUGGUAACCUGCCUUAACCCCGUCAUCGGUUACGAUGCUGCCAGCAAGACCGCAAAGCACGCCCACAAGAACGGCCUCACACUUAAAGAGGCAGCGCUCAAGCUCGAGGUCAUCAGCGAAGCGGAUUUCGACAAAUAUGUGCGACCAGAGUUGAUGAUCAACCCAAGCGAUUACAAGCCCAAGCAGUAA